Messenger RNA from Talaromyces atroroseus, 1680 nucleotides. RefSeq lists its product as hypothetical. Gene Ontology annotation, molecular function: carbohydrate:proton symporter activity. NCBI's taxonomy places the organism in Eukaryota, Fungi, Ascomycota, Eurotiomycetes, Eurotiales, Trichocomaceae. The record is from RefSeq and is a predicted model, not a curated record. Bases 1 to 1680 code for a protein of 559 amino acids. Gene Ontology annotation, biological process: carbohydrate transport; transmembrane transport. The transcript is spliced from 6 exons. Gene Ontology annotation, cellular component: membrane.
AUGGGCUUCCAAAGACCUGCGCUCAUCGGGGAGCUGACGCCUCGGUUGAUUCGGGUGUAUCUGCUGGUUUCGGUACAGACAUCUGGCUCCGCAUAUUGGAGCAAUGGUAUAGAUACCUUUCGUGGACAUUUGACCAAACAUCGCGAUGCUGACCUUGAGCAGAACUUUGGUUUUGAUAAUAACUGGUGGGGUUCAAUAGUUGGCCUGCAGAAGUUCAUUGAUGACUACGGAGAGUCUCAUGGUCCUGGUCAGCCAAAGACGCUGCCGUCGUCCUGGCUCUCAGCAGCAAGUGGAACGCCCAUCGCAGGUUGGAUUAUUGGUUGUUUGGUGGCCGGAUUUGUAACGCGCAGAAUUGGCCGCAAAAUUACAAUCGUGGUGAUCUGUUGCAUUGCCAUGGUUGGGAUUAUCCUGCAAUGCGCGAUUCCUUCCUAUUGGGGGAUCAUGUGUGGCCGUCUCAUUAACUCGAUUUCCAUGGGACUGGAGGCAAACUGUGUUCCAGUGUACAUGUCUGAGCUGGCCCCGGCAGCCAUUCGAGGAGCGUUGGUUAACAUGUACCAGGCUUGGCUGAUGAUUGGUGCCGUGAUUGCUACUGGGACGAUAUAUGGGACAUCACAACAUCUGACUGGACAGUGGUCAUAUAAAACAGAUCCUAAAAGUGUCUCAGUCAUGGUCAUCCAAAUCGCCAUUCCAAUAGCCCUUCUGGUAGGGGUAUACUUCAUCCCGGAGUCACCCCGAUGGCUCUUGUCAAAAGGCCGGAGAGAGGAAGCUCUAAAAGCCUUGGAAUUUAUGCGACAUGGAAGUGCCACCCACGACCAGGUGGUAGCAGAGCUUGAUCUUCUUCAACAGGCCAUCGACGAACAGGAGGCAAUGCACCAGGCUAGCAGUUUUGUCGACUGUUUUAAGGGAUCUAAUGGACGCCGCACACUGAUUGCCAUUGGAAUUCAGGUCUUGCAACAGUCUCAAGGGAAUUCCUUUGUUACUACUUAUCUAGUCAUCUUUUUGGAACAAAUCGGCGUGGCAAGUCCCUUACUGAUCAGCUGUGCUAAUGCUUGUACAAGCUUCGCUGGCACAGUCCUGGCAUUCUUUCUGAGUGACUACAUUGGCCGACGGCCUAUGUUAAUUGGUGGUGCUUUCUUUAUGAUGGCUCUCAUGUGGAUCAUUAGCGGUCUAGCCUCUUGGUUACCUGGAGGUAUCAGUGGAUCUUCUGCGAAAGGCUGCGUUGCUGCACUGCUAAUAUACAGUGCAUUUAGUACUGGUUGUUGGGGUUCCGUUAUGUGGACUGUCACGGCUGAAGUUGGAACUACGAGCUUGCGUGAACGUACAAUGUCUAUUUCGACAGUUGCCGGUUUUAUCACUAGCCUGCUCAUCACUUACAUUAAUCCAUACGUUGAAGAAUCGCCAGGAAAUCUGGGUUCUCGCGUUGGUUUUGUAUACGGUAGUGUCUCCAUUGUGGCUAUGGUAUUUGUCUACUUUCUGGUACCAGAGAUGAAAGGCCGAAGCCUUGAGGAGCUUGACGAGCUUUUCCAAUCGAAAGUACCGGCUUGGAGAUCUUCAAGCUUCGAGGCAACUGGUAUCGGCGCUACUAUCACACAGAUCGACAAUAUGAACUCUAUCGGACAAGGGACUCAGGUACUCAUUGCAACUGAAAUAAAGGGAAAGCUUGAGAAAGAGGGGCCAUAG